AUGGCAGGAAGUGGUCGUGGACGUGCACCGGGUGAGUAUAUCAGUUUACCUCCGAAUGCUGCUGCACAUGUCGAUGCCUAUUUUGAAUAUCGAGCAAUCGUGGGCGAUGAUGAUGGAGGCAAAUUGUUUACACCCGAAGAAUAUGAAGGGUAUAAGAAACGAGUCUUACCGAUGCGUUUACACAAUCGAUUGUUCGUUGCAUGGGUCAAUCCACAAGGAAUGGAUUGUAUUCUUAUAGGUCCGCAACAUAAGUGUCUCUGUCGACACAAAUUUACAGAGCACAAAACUGAUUUUCCCGAAAUUCCAAGAGAACGGCCUAUUCUAAUUUCAUGUCGUCAACCAGGUUGUCGUUGUGUAUCAUUCGAAUACGUUGCAAAUGCAUCUGGUACAAGUGACCCUAACUGUCGUUGUAAACAUUCACUUGAUACACACGGCACACGGCCACCUUACAAAUGUCAAAAAAAUUGUAAUUGUACGGGAUUCAGUGCGCCAUUUACAUGUACAUGUGGUGAAUCAGCCAAUAGACAUAUAACAUUAGUGGAAACGAAAGAAGAAAGAGAAAGACGCGGUCAUCCAACUGGUUAUGCUACACCCUAUAAAGCUAUGGGCGGUUUGACAGGCUUCAGUUCAUUAGCCGAAGGCUAUCUAAGACUUGAUCCAAGCGGUCGAGGUCGGCCGGAUGAUGAUUUUCUCAAUCAACCCAUCACAGCCAUGGAUCAUCCAAUUCUUCGUGCUCAUGCAUCUCUCGAUCCUAAUAGUGCGGAAGCACAAUCCCAAUUGCGUCGUCCUGGUGAAUCGGAACUUGAUUAUUAUGAACGCCGUUAUCAAGAACGACAACGUCUUUCCCGCGGUAUUCGUCCCGCACCUAAUCCGUACGAUACGAAUGCUCAGCAAACGACAGGCACUCGACAUGAUCGAUCCCCACCUCGUCGUAUAACUGGUGCUAAAAAAUAA
Molecule: messenger RNA, 954 nt
Organism: Adineta ricciae
Lineage: Eukaryota; Metazoa; Rotifera; Eurotatoria; Adinetida; Adinetidae
Source: the annotation of a GenBank genome assembly